AUGGCGGAUAAUGGACCUCCCCCUUCAGGCGCACAGCUACCGCCACCUCCACAGGCCACCGCUGGAGCGCCGGGCUACGAGAACGGUCAUAAUGGCCAAACCAACCCCUCGCACAUGCCCCCCCCACCGCUACCACCUGUCAUAAUCCCACAAAACACAAAUCCGAUUCCAACGGCUAUUACAUCCCCCAUGGGAGAGAACGGAGGUGUUAUGUCACCAGAUAGUGCAGGCGGGUUUGUACGCCGUGCCGCCCCUGAGCCGAAUAAGAGGGCGUUGUAUGUAGGAGGUCUUGAUCCUAGAGUCACGGAGGAUGUCCUUAGACAAAUCUUCGAGACGACUGGUCAUGUCCAAAAUGUCAAAAUCAUUCCUGACAAGAAUUUUCAGUCUAAGGGAUUUAACUACGGCUUCAUUGAAUAUGACGACCCUGGAGCAGCAGAACGCGCCAUGCAGACUCUCAACGGACGUCGAGAGAUCCGUGUUAACUGGGCUUACCAAUCCAACACCUCAAACAAGGAAGAUACCUCCAACCACUUCCACAUCUUCGUUGGCGAUCUGUCAAACGAAGUCAACGACGAAGUCCUCCUCCAGGCAUUCUCAGCGUUCGGCUCUGUCUCUGAGGCUCGCGUCAUGUGGGACAUGAAGACUGGGCGCUCAAGGGGAUAUGGAUUUGUUGCUUUCCGCGAGCGUCAGGAUGCAGAGAAGGCUUUGAGUUCGAUGGAUGGUGAAUGGCUUGGCUCUCGUGCUAUUCGCUGCAACUGGGCCAACCAGAAGGGCCAGCCAUCUAUUUCACAGCAACAAGCUAUGUCUGCUAUGGGCAUGACUCCAACCACGCCAUUUGGACAUCAUCACUUCCCAACUCAUGGCGUUCAGAGCUACGAUAUGAUCGUCCAACAGACUCCAGCUUGGCAGACCACAUGCUACGUUGGCAAUCUCACUCCGUACACAACUCAGAAUGAUCUCAUUCCUCUUUUCCAGAACUUUGGUUACGUUGUCGAGACUCGAUUCCAGGCCGAUCGCGGAUUUGCCUUUGUCAAGAUGGAUACCCACGAGAAUGCUGCAAUGGCUAUCUGCCAAUUGAGCGGCUACAAUGUCAAUGGCCGUCCCCUCAAGUGUAGUUGGGGUAAGGACAAAGCACCGCCCCAGACUGGCUUUGAUGCAACUCAGCAAGGUUAUAGCCCUCAGGCUGGACCAACCCCUGGCGCAUAUCCAGGAACUCCGUCAGCCUAUUUCCCUCAAUAUGGUGGAAUGCCUCAACAACCAGGACCCCAGUCAGCCGGACCGAUGACCAACCAGCAGUCUCCAGGCCAGUUCCCUGGCCAGCAAGGCGGGUAUGGUGGACCACCUGCCCAUUCCCCAGGUCAAUAUCCUAAUCAGCAAAUGCCAUACGGAGGAUCUGCAAGUGCUGGCGGCUAUGGUCGUGGCGCUCAGCCAGCUCCGGCUGCUCAGUGGAGUGCUCCCCCAGCUCAAAACUUUGGAAACGGCUUUGGCGGUUACCAAGGAUGA
Venustampulla echinocandica is the source of this 1503-nucleotide messenger RNA. RefSeq lists its product as uncharacterized. The record is from RefSeq and is a predicted model, not a curated record. Lineage: Eukaryota; Fungi; Ascomycota; Leotiomycetes; Helotiales; Pleuroascaceae. Gene Ontology annotation, molecular function: RNA binding. The transcript is spliced from 4 exons. Bases 1 to 1503 code for a protein of 500 amino acids.